Messenger RNA from Fusarium redolens, 1746 nucleotides. RefSeq lists its product as uncharacterized. The record is from RefSeq and is a predicted model, not a curated record. The transcript has 8 exons. The coding region runs from base 1 to 1746 and encodes 581 amino acids. NCBI's taxonomy places the organism in Eukaryota, Fungi, Ascomycota, Sordariomycetes, Hypocreales, Nectriaceae.
AUGAUUGAGAACGUGGACUGGUUUGAAGUGAUUGGGAAUCUGGAGGAGGAUUUGUUUGAUGAUGACGCAUGGCUGUCGGAGCUUUUACGCGAAGAGCCGAAGGAUGGUGUCAACAUUGCAGUGGAAGCUGUGGAAGGUGUUUCGGUGCCCGUUUCUGCCGAAGAGUUGACAUUGGAUCCGUCACUGUUGACUCUCCCGACUUAUACCAACUACCCUCGGAGUUACACUCAAACUUUCGAACCUCAUGAUCUUCCGAUGGACCACGUCUUUCCAGACUUGACUCUGCAGCAACAGAGUGUCUCUACAGAAGAUGAGAUACGAUUCACGCCGAGCACCAACUCGAUUCUGACUCCUGGGUCAAGUGCGCAUUCUCAGAGUCCCCCGAGGACAGUGAAUCAGAGUCGGAAACGCAAACCGCGACCAGACCGAUCAGAUGUUUUGACUACAGAUCUUGCCCCCAGAACGGAAUACAAACUUGACCAGGGCGGUAACCUUCAGGGUGUAUUCACUGUUUCUGGACUCAAUACUAGGGUUAGAGGUCCAUUCACCGAAGAAGCUCGAAAGGCUACUGCAAUGGCAAGAAAGAGGGGUGUUUGUGAAAAGUGUCGCGGGAUGAAAGUUCGAAUGCUCAAGACUGACGAUUCUGAAACGUCCAUGCAUCAGAGUUCUACACGCGACAACAAACUCUACGAUUGGCUUUCUAUCAAGGAUCUCAUGAACUCAAAUUUGAACAUCGACCUCGAUCGACAUACAAUCAAGUUGACCCAAGGAUUUGGCUCUGAAGUGGAAGUCACUGUGUCAAAGUUCCAGCCUUUACCUGGUGACAAGACUUCAUACCCUUGGAGAGACUCUGCAGGAAACCAGCGAAUGCUUGAGCUGCCGCACUACUACAUCGCAGACAUGGAUAGUCAUCAGAGGGUCAUUGACGAGUACAAUCAGAAGUCGUAUCUGGUGUAUAUUCAGCGGCUUCUCAAAGGGAAGAGUCCUUUGAUGAUUUGGACGCUUCAAGAAGCGAUUCGAUUCUCGGAAACUCACAAGAGCUCCCUUGUCAAAGACAGUCUACGACUCUGGGCUGGAAGUCGUCUCACCGAACUGCCGUGGAUGAUAUGCGGCGAACAUACACUCGGUCAGAUUCCAGUUCAGGAUCUCGAAUGUCCCCGCACAGGUACAAUACCGAUUCCUCCGAUCAUGGACACGCAAAUGGACCAUCUUGUCAUCAAAAACAUCAUGACUCCACUGCGCCAACGGAUCCUCGAAGGUCUGCAAGCAAAGAUCAUGGAGAAGAAGCGCGAGAAUUGGUACGAGAUUUAUCUCACAACCUUUGUACUUCUCAGCAACAUGGAGCGCCAGUUUGCACAGGUUUUGUACAUCAUCGACUGGUAUGGAAUGGAGAGCCGAUUCGGGACAAGGGGAAACUCCUCCGUCAGCGAAUCAUUCAUUCACUCGUGCAAAACGCUACUGGCAUUCUUUCACUAUGCUGGUGGAAGUCAUAAACCACUUGCUCUUGAUUGGAAAGGUCCAAAGGCGCCUAUUGGGAUCAUGACGCAGCAGCAGGCUGAGUAUUUGGAUAAAACUCAGAAGCAGAUUGACCGCGAAGGCGAGAAUUUGACGGGCUUAAAGACAGGGUCGAUUUAUGAGAAGGAUAUGUACUGGUGUCAUCAAUUGUUGCUGGGGGAUUGCAAGGUGGAUGAGCAGAAUGAUAGGGAGAUUGAUGAACUCAAGGAGGAGGACUACAUUUUUCACUGA